Molecule: messenger RNA, 593 nt
Organism: Drosophila eugracilis
Lineage: Eukaryota; Metazoa; Arthropoda; Insecta; Diptera; Drosophilidae
Exons: 1
Coding region: 57-542 (161 amino acids)
Source: RefSeq, a predicted model, not a curated record
CGUAUCAGUUUUGGAUUCCGUAUCCAGAAAUCAAGGAUCCAAAUCGGACGGGCAGGAUGUUGCACAGCAGCUAUAACCGGGCACCGCGACGUCAGCUAAUCCCGAAUCUAUUUAGCAACAUCCUGCAGGUGAUUGCCGAUGCUGAUCAUCCCCUGACCGAACACGAGAUCAUGGAGGCCGUCGCCGAUCGAUUGGAUCGCAACGAUGAGGAGCUAAAACGCCAGAUCAUAGUUAGCCUCAACGAUGCCCUAAUCUAUGGCUAUUUGCGAGUGAAGAACUAUCGUUACUCUAUAGUCCCCAGUCGCCUGGACCCCAACGAUUAUCCCAAUCAACCGGAUCAGCACGAAGCUAGCUCAUCGAUCGCCACCACCACUGCACAACAUCAUCAUCACCAUCAUCAUCGGAUGCAGGAAAGGAUCUCGAGUGGAACUAACACGGCCAUAGAGGAUCACAGUCGUCAUCGGAAUCAAGAAGGCUCAACCAUCAAUGCUCAGACUGACAAAAGGGUAACUACUACUGAGCCGGAAAGGCAAACAAAUUGAUCAAAGAAAGGGGUCCAAAAGUAUUUUAAUAAAUGAAAAUUUUAAUCUAUA